Molecule: messenger RNA, 21294 nt
Organism: Pelobates cultripes (western spadefoot toad)
Lineage: Eukaryota; Metazoa; Chordata; Amphibia; Anura; Pelobatidae
Source: the annotation of a GenBank genome assembly
CACCUUUCCCUUCCUCUGCAGAAAUGUACCCUCCCUUUAAACCAUUACGAAGCCUGAGCGAUCAAAGGAAGCAGGAAAUCCCAGGUAAGAAUCUGCAGCUGCGCUUAAAUACAUUCCACAGUCACCCCAAAGCUUCAUUCAAAACAGCACUCGUGAACUUGUCUAACAAGUGUGAACGCAAAUAGCUAACAAUAAAGCAAUCUGCGAAAGCAUGUAAACACAGCCAGGGUAAAUGUAUGAGGAUUUAAAAAAAGAAAAACUCCUUAAUUUAAUUUUAUGACCCACAGGGCAUUAGUUGUAUAUUCUACCGUAUUCUCCACGCGCGAAAAAGAAUUAGAAAGCAACAUUGUAGCACGUUCUGGCAUUUGUAAUUUGCUCUCUCGUUGCUGUUAAAAGUUGUGCAAAUAAGUAUUGCUUCCAUAUUUGUAAAGCUCGGGCUGUUUUGGAUUAAUAAAAAGGGGGUGGUUGGUCCUGAAACACAUCUAGAACUUAUUCAGUAAACAGUAGUUUGUUGUAAUUGGAAAACAAAACUAAAAAUUACAUGUAGACUAAAAUAUCAAAACUCACUAUAGAUAUUGGAUAUUUUUUUCCGUAUCUCCACUUUUUGCAUACAUGUCUUUUUCUGUUUGGUACACUUUUACAGAUUAAUCCUCUACUAAGUGUAUAAAAAAAUAAUUUACUAAUGCCGAUCUGUACAAAUUCUACUCAUUGCUAGAAGUUAACAUAUUAUCUCUGUUUUAUUAGAGUUUGUUGUUUAGUCCCCAAUAAAGCAUCCGAACAUACACAACAUGCUUGCUAAUUCGUAAUUGGAAGUAUGAAAUUAAAAUGUUAUUUUUAACCCACACAAAGCCAGUUUUCUCCAGGAAGAUUGAACUUUAGGCUGUAUAGUAUUACUUCUAUGCCGUGUCCCAGGUUGAUUGUGGUGUUGUAAGUGUUCCCUAUAUGUGCAGCUAUAAUACCACUUAUCAACCUCAUAUGUAAUUAGACUAGAAAAGUUUAAUUUCUUAUAGCCUCUUUCUCCAUAUAGAUGGCGAACAAACACCUGAAAUUAGGUCUUCAAGGUAAGUACAUAUUAGUUGGUUUAAGUUCCAGUAAACCUGUUCCAAAAUUUUAGGAUAAUUCUAAGCCCGAGUUACACAGGGAGGAAAACACUUGACCCUUUCGCAGUGGCGGAAUUAAUGCAGAGAAGGCCCUGGUGCAAGAAAUUUUUUUUCCAACCUAUCGCAAAGGGUGGCCAAAAGGUAGGCCCCCCUGUCGUGUAUAACUCCCACAAUGCUUUCCCAGCUGGGGCUCUAUAAUUUUCCCAUCCUUGCAGGGAGGUAUUUAGCACUGAGCAGUGUCUGUACAGAGGGUGACUUUUGUAUGUUUGUAUUUAGUAUUGAUGUUUGGAUGCAUGGGUGUAUUUGUGUGUACUGUUGAAUUUUGAAUGCAGAGAUGUAUGCACAUAUUCACAUAAAGGUGGCCCAUAGGUCCCUACCCAUCCAGAACACUGAUACACUGGAUUCAUAAGAUAUAUGGAUGGGCAGGGACUUAUGGGCCGCCCUGUACAGUGCCACACACUAUGCUACAAACAUAUACAGUUUUAUAGGCACACAGAUAAAUACACUGAUUCCAGUUACUAUACUCACCUCUCCUCUGGGCUCAGGCUCCUCCCCCUUCCUCCAGUCACUGGAACCUGGUGGCUCAGCCUUAAAAAAGCUGUUUUACCGUAAAGAAUACACCUGCAUGGGCUGUAAACAGUGGUGCAGAAUGCGUCGGCUGCAGGAACUUGGAGGUCUCUUCCAAGGCGAAUAGUCACUCAAGUUGUGACUUAUCUACUCAAAUUAUUUAUUCUGUUCUGGUGCACAUCUAUGUACAGCCAUAACCACUACAGUCUGUGUGUUUUAUUUCUUGCCUUAAACACAAUCCACUGAGGGUCCGGUGGUCGGGAGACAAGGUAAAAGUGAGAUUACUUACCUAAACCUGUCCAUCAUAGGCGCCGCCAUCUUUCUUGUUUUUGCUCCUCUUAAAGGACCAGGAGACAAUGUCACUGCUGGCGAGAGUACAACAUGGGGUCCCAUGAGACCUCCGGAUACUUCAUACACACUCCAAUUCCCUGCAGCCGUCACAAGACAUCACCACUAUUUGACCAUCACUGGUCAAAGUCACUCAGAUCUUUUCUCUUGCCCAUUUGUCCUGCUUUUAACACAUGAAACUCAAGAACUGACUGUUCACUUGCUGCCUAAUAUAUCCCACACACAACAGGAGCCAUUUUAAUGACAUAAUCAAAGUUAUUCACAUCAGCUGUCAGUGGUUUUAAAGGACCACUAUAGUGCCAGGAAAACAUACUCAUUUUCCUGGCACUAUAGUGCCCUGAGGGUGCCCCCACCCUCAGGGACCCCCUCCUGCCGGGCUGGAAAGGGGUUAAACUUACCUUUUUUUCCAGCGCCUGGCGGGGAGCUCUCCGCCUCUGAUCCUCCUCUUCGGCUGAAUGCGCAUGCGCGGCAGGAGCUGCACGCGUAUUCAGCCAGUCUCAUAGGAAAGCAUUCAUAAUGCUUUCCUAUGGACUCUUGCGUCUUCUCACUGUGAUUUUCACAGCGAGAAGCACGCAAACGCCUCUAGUGGCUGUCAAUGAGACAGCCACUAGAGGCUUUAGAAGCUGGAUUAACCCAUUUAUAAACAUAGCAGUUUCUCUGAAACUGUUAUGUUUAUAAAAAAAAAAAAAAAUGGUUAAUCCUAGAGGGACCUGGCACCCAGACCACUUCUUUAAGCUGAAGUGGUCUGGGUGCCUAGAGUGGUCCUUUAAUGUUGGCUGAUCAGUGUAAUGUGUAUUUGUUCACUUUGAGACAGAUGUGUAAGUUAAUCAGUUUUUCUUAGAAAAGUAUUAUAUUAACCUAUAUUCAUAUUAAUACCUCAUUGAUGCCCUGUACAGUCAAUACCUACAUUACCACUUAUACAUCUGUAGUAUCCUGUUUUCCAGAACAUAUAUUCAUUAUUUGGUGACCAAAUAAAUGUUUGUCAUAUUGAUUUUGUUACACAAGCAUCUCCCUGAUACCAAACAAAUGAACCAGUGACUCAUAAAAACAAUGAGAAUUGCUUGAUGUGUAGUAGUGCUGUUUGCUGAUUGUGGCGAAAGUAACCUCGCCACUGGUUCUUUGAAGGGCCUGUUUGCCAACUUCUUGCCUCAGGACUGUGGACCAUGCAAAAAGGCUCAUAAAAGACCUUGUUUGUGCCUUUUUGCUAUUCUGUUCAGUAGAUUGCAUUCCCCUCCAAUUUUAACAUUGUCCCGUUCGACUACCGAACCACAGGGACCACCCGGGAGCUUGUUAACACCUAUUAACACCUUGGAACGGUUCUCACCGCAGUGUUCUAAUUGUUCAUCUGGAUGGCCGCAAUUCCUAUGGACAACCACGAGGUGCCGCCGUCUUGUUCGCAUGAGCGCAGGCAGCGGUGUUUGGGCAUUAAUCUCAUGAAACUAAAAUCGGACACAGAAACUCCCGAACACUGCUGGACUUCUAUACAAGUUAGAAGGGCACUGUUCGGGUCUAUACAAGUUAGAAGGGCACUAUUCGGUGAAAUCGUUCGUCUGGAUGAGGGGAACAAGCUCCAGGGUAAGAACAUUGACUAUGUUUGGUAGUUUUAUUUGUUUCUAAACUACCGAACUGGACUGACCGCAAGCCCUGAUUCUGUUGAACUAUUUGGGGCAUGGUUGCGGUCGGUCAAAUAAAUGGCUUCCAGGAAAUUCCUGAACCCCUGAACUGAUCUGGGUGAUUUUUGUAUAUGUUGGUCACCCAGAUUAGAGCUAUAAGGGAAUGUAACAUUUGUGGGGGGGAUUUUAUGUUUUAAAGGUAUUUUGGGGGUUUUAUAAAAAUGUUUUGGAGAUAAUUGAGUUUAGUUCAGUGUUGACUCAAUUAUCUCCCAGGUACAGAGGAGGGAUUAAUCUAUUAUGUGUGGAAAUGUCCUGGAUCUGAGAGCCAAUGUAAUUGUGUAUUUGUUUCUGCUGUGGUUUACUCUCAGGUCCAGGGAGGAGUGCCCCUUGCACGGGGACUUGCAUAAAAGGCCAGUUGUGGCUCCCAUUAAACAAGUUCCUGCCUGCCCUCAACAUAGUCUCAUCUCAUGUGUGGGGGGGAACAGCUGUAUCUGCUCUGGGGAUUGCUAUAUCACUAUACUCCUCUGGGUUAUAAUCACUUGCUCUUGUAAGAGCAGCCUGCUACACUCUCUGGAGUAGGAGAGGUCUGCUCACUGGAAGCUGGAUCAUGGUCUUGGGUCCAGGGUGGGUGGAGGACAGCGAGACCCCAGCCAAGCUGGAAGUGGGGACUACGGUGCUGAUGGUGUCUGGUGGAGUGCUUGGAGUCCUCAGUGAGCACUAGGAGCAUUGAUUGGCGGAGGCACCCGGUCGCGGUGACAGGCGGUCCGUCACACUGAUCUUAAAUUAUUUUAUAAUGGAAAUGCUCUAGGACAGUGAUAGGCAACCUCCAGCACUUCAGAUGUGGGCUUCCAUGUACUAUGAUGCUUUGCCAACAAAAUUAGUCUGAUAACUGAUCAAUCUACAUUAGCAUUUAUAUGUUUGCAUAUCUCUCAAUCACAUACUCCCAGUACAUUAAGGCAAAGACUAGUGCACUAUAAAAUACAGUAGGUACUUCUUCACAUGUUACUGUGAUCACUAUAAUGCCAUAAUGAUUGCUUCAGAUAUCUGUACAUUAUAAGACAUGAAUAAUUACCCACAUAUAUUUUCUGCACAUUUCCACAUGAUUAUUCAUUGCUCAUAUAACAUUGAGACAAACUCUGUAGGAGUGAUAUGAUAGGAAGCUUACUCCAUUCAGCAUUCUCCUAUGGUGUGAGACCAUUGUGUUUAUUAGACUUGUGCUUCCAGUUUUAAAUCUGAAUUUUGGGAGAUCUGCAGUUAAUACAAAUUCCAUAACUUCGAAGCACCUUAUGGACAUAUCACGAAACAAACAAUAUGGACAGGGGGACGGGGCCUGACCGCAAACCGAGCAGGACGUACAUGGCCUGAGCUUCUCAGCCAAAGCCUGAAAAAGCAUCGAUUAACCUACUAAAUAACUACGAAUCUGGCAAAACAAACCCUCAUAUUCCUGCAGAACACUAAGCUGAGGUGCUGGUUCAAGUUUUCUUGGUCCAGGCUGCCGUGGACUGUGCCGGAUUGUCUUGGGGCCUACGCGGGAUUGUCAGUCGGAGGAGGCAGGCGCUCCUCUGUCGGAACCUGUCUUGAGUCUCAUCUGGUUCUGCUUUCCACCCCCUUUGGACCGGUGGGGGUUAUCCCGGUCCACAUUGCCGUGCUUAUUGGACUGAUUGCCUGGUACAUCUCUACUCAGCACACACCUGAAGCUUAAGGUCUACUCACCAAAAUGGAGACCGAAACGCUCAAUGCCUUGAAGCCUGCACACCUGAAACUGACAGUGUGGACCUGUUCUUACAGUGGUUUGACAGCAUAUGUGCCCAAUUCUGGGAGAAACUCUAAGCACGUGCGGCGAAUACCUUGCCUGAUGGUCCAAGCACCCAAGACCGGGGCUGCAUCUCCAUGGCCUACCCUGAGGGCAACUCCAGCAGUAAGGUGGAGGAACCGGAGACCAAAGCCGAUGAAAAAAUUACAUCCCGGCCGUGCCGACGCGCCCCAGCGGCGAUCUACAAGGGGCUAUUCAUCUGGGAGUGCAGCCCGCCGACAGAGAGUGUCAGCCCAGAGCAGCGAGCAGGAACAGAGGCUCAGUGAUGGGGUACGGCAGGGAGAUACACACUGAAGAGGCAACGUGAAGUCGCAGUCGUCACCCUCCUCAGCCCUGCAGAUGCUGCACAUCGGGGCUGCUGAAGCUCCAUCUACAGACAUCGACUGAAUAAACCUAAGCACAGACCAACUACUCUACUAACAUACUGUUGCCUCCACAUUGCUAGGAUUGCCAUCUGUAGUCUGUACAUAUACCUCCUAACCCCAAGUACACCCAGUGGUACUAACACUCUUAAGCUCACUAGAACUGCCAAGCAUGUUUAUACCUAUUUUCUUGUUAUGUCUGCCUGUGCCUAGAUUUCGCUACCUAUACUCCACAAUUGACAGAGUAGUAUUUCUUCAAUGUCUGUGCCUACUCUAUACAGCAUAAUACUGUUACAAAUUCUGAACAUACAUGCAUAGAUUUAGCCUACUCUACUAUCCUAAAAACAGUGCAGACCUGCUUGAUGUCUUAUGCAUUUAUUUUAACAUAGUAUUGCCUGACGUUAAUCACCAUCUUUAGCCCCUUAAGGACACAACUUCUGGAAUAAAAUGGAAUCAUGACGGAAUAUUUCCGUCAUGUGUCCUUAAGGGGUUAACGUGUGACUUAAAUUUUAAAAAGUGCCAUUGUUUAUGCUGCCAUGCUAAUGUUUAUUAUCUCUGUUUCUGCAUUGCUUGCUAUUACUGUCGUGGUAUCGCAAAACUGCCAGGCACUACAAAAAUAAAUAAUUAAAAACAAUCUGGACAAUGGAUGAACAGUUUUGAUUGAUUCAUGAUUUGUUCCAUCGAUGACUCUAAAAAAGCAGAUGUUUGAUUGUUAGGGGACAGCCACUAAAUAUAGUUUUUAUUUACAGAUCAAGUGAGAAGUGUAUGUGCAUGCAUGCGUGUGUGUGUGUGUGUGUGUAUAUAUAUAUAUAAAAUAUGGAUUUUUAAAUUUAUUUUACUGCUCCUCCAUUUUCCCUCUAUAAUAUAUGUAUUUUAUAUUAUGUAUAUAUUUUGCAGUACAAUGAUUUUCCCACCAUUUUGGUUCAUCUGAAUGAUUUUUCCUAAAAAAGAUGAGAUUUAUCUGAACUGAAACGCCAUAUGGAUGAAUUUUGGACCACCUGGGAAAAAAACAUUUCGAAAUAUUUGAUUUGGCCAAACCAAAUUUUUUUGCAAUGCAGAAGUCUUCAUUAUAUUAUAAUCCAUAAUUAAAUUCGACUUUAUAUUGACAAAUAUAUUAACUUGAUUCUGUCUUAUGGACUAAUGUCAUCAUAUCCCAAUUCUAAAAAAAAAAAAGUGUUCCAGGACAAUAAAACUCUCAUAUCACAUCAUCAUUUUCUAUCUUUUUUUUUUACUCACUCUGUUCGUGAACGUCUUCCCAUCUGCCCCCUGUUUCUCUCCCCAGUAGUACCCAUUUUUCCAUACCAUGCUUGUGUCCUUCUCUCUAGAUUCCCCACCACAACCUUUUGUCCAUGUACUCAUAUUCUUCAACCCAUACCUUCAACCAGGGCCGGACUGGCCCAACAGGAAAUUCCCCGGUGGGACGGUGCACCUGGGGCCGGCAGUGCAGCACUCCUUUUUUUUUUUUUUACUUUUUUUGUUUGGGGCUGGUUUGCUGGAUGACUGCAGUGAGGCUGCCAGAGGUUGGUAACAGAAACAGCUGGUGACAGCUGGUUUGCAGCAGAGAGGAGUGAGAGAGCACUGAAAGUUUCUCUCAAAAAAGCACCGUCUUAGUUUCCAGCUCUGCAUAUACAGUCUGGCAGAGCCAACCCACGCACUGGAGCUCCGCCCCCCAGCCACACCUUGGUGACCUUUCACACAGGAAGUGGAAGAGCUUCAUGAAAAAAAAUCUCGUAUUGCAUUUGAAGUUAGAGGUACUUAUAUAUUCACCCAGCAGCCCAUGAUUGAUUGUGUGUGUGUGUAGAGCUUGAAGUUAUCUUGUAUGUCAGCAAGUUUGUAGUGAGCGUGUGUGUAUUUCUGUACUGUGCUUGAGUGUGUGCCAGUGACCUUUGUGUAUGUAAGUGAGCAUGUUUGUAGUAAGCUUUUGUGUGUCAGUGAGAUUGUAGUGAGUUUCUUUAGUGGGCAUGUGUCAGUGAGCUUGUAGCGAGUAUGCCUGUACUGUGCUUAAGUGUGUGUCAGUGAGCUUGUCAGCGAACUUGUAGUGAGCUUGUCUGUAUUGUGCUCGUGUGAGUCUAAGAGCUUGUCUAUAGUGAGCGUAUGUGGGUGAAAGAGCUUGUCUAUAGUGCCCUUGUGUGUUUCACUGAGCUUGAGUGUCAGUGAGCAUGUAGUGAGUUUGUCUGUAGUGAGCCUAUGUGUUUCAGUGAGCAUGUCUGUACUGUGCUUGAAUGUGUGUCAGUGAGCUUGUGAGUUUGUCUGUAUUGUGCUUGUGUUUUUUAGUGAGCUUGUGGUAAGCAUGUUUGUAGUGAGCUUGUGUGUCAGGGAACUUGUAGUGAUCUUGUCUGUAGUUUGCGUGUGUAUUUGUGUCAGUGAACAUGUCUGUAGUGAGCUUGUGUGUGACUGUCAGCCUGCCUGUAGUGAGCUUUUGAGUGUCAGUAAGCAUGUCUUUAGUGAGCUUGUGUAUGGGUCAGAGAGCUUCUAUUUGUGUCGGUGAGCUUGUAAUGAGCUUGUGUGUGUCAGUGAGAUUGUAGUGAGCUUGUGUGGGUCAGAAAUCCUCUGUGUGUGCCAGUGAGGUUGUCUAGUAAUGAGCUAGUCUGUAGAGAGCUUGUGUGUGUCAGAGAGCUUUUCUAUAGUGAGCUUAUUUGGGUCAGAGAGCCUGUGUCUGUGUGUGUCAGUAAGCUUGUGUGUGUCAGAUGAGCUUGUGUGUAUUUGUGUCGGUAAGCAUGUAUGUAAAGUGCGUGUGUGUCAUUGAGCUUGUCUUUAGUGAGUUUGUGUGUAUCCAUGAUCUUGACUUGAGUGAGCUUGUGUGCGUCAACAAGCUUUUCUGUAGUGAACUUGUGUGUAUCAGUAAGCUUGUCUAUAGUGAGCUUGUGUAUGAGUAAGAGAACUUGUGUGUGUCAGCGAGCUUGUCUGUAGCGAACUUGUGUGUGUCAGCCUGGAGGGGGGCUAUUACAGCACUGUAAUACCCAUGGAUCAUAUGAAGUGAGGGGCUGCAGGUAAGAAACAAUAUAACCGCCCCCAAAGCACAUCGAUGUAAAAAUACAAACACAAUGUAACACAAUGAAUUCUAGGGCUGGAAUAUUUUUAUUUCCAGGGCUGCUUUGUUUUCCCAGUCUGGCCCUGCCUUCAACUAUCUGUAUUCUCCCACACCUUCCCUCUUUAUAGUUUCUUCCUCCACUUUCUCCAUAAUCUCAGCCACACAUUUUCCAACCUUCUCUUCAUAUUCUCCCCCACACACUUUCUGUCCAAUCUUUAUGACCCCCUCAAUUUUGGAACCUCAUAUUCUAUUCUUGUCUCUCUUUCCCUAAUCAUACAUUUAUUCAUACUUUUUAUUUUUAAAAACGUGACAUGGGACUGAUAGUCCUUAGAGAGUGCGUGCCAUAAUUAGGACUCAUGACAGAGCAGUGAAGAGAGGACAGGCAUAGAAUAUAUAGACAACUUUCUUUCACAUGCUGGCAGUAUGCCAAGUAACUAAUUCCUUUGGCUGUGCAGUGCACUGUUUACACAAUGUUAAAUAAAUUUUAAAAUAUGACUGCACCUCACAGUGAAGAAAUUAAAAACACAGGUUCCCAUGCCACAUAACCAGUGACUCACCAUAGUGCUUUUCCUUAGAUCCUUGCUUAAUAGGAUAUAAUUUCAUAACAAUAGAUAACAUGAAUAGUGUAACGUGCAGCAAUGUACCAGAGUACUUAUUUUCUCUGAUUAUAUGUUUGCUUAUCUGUAGGAUGAAGUCAUGGGUGAUAUAAUUUAUGUCACCAAGAAUUUUUUGUUUGACACAUUCAUUGAUGUCAUGCAAGGUGGGAACAGUUUAAGUUCAUAAUUUCCUUACUUUUUAACAUUUGAGAACAUAUUAACUUUUGGCAUUAAUGUACUUUCCUUUGCUAAUUUCCCUGUUUUUCAUAAUAAAUGAAAAAAAUAUAUUUGUUCAAAAAUUAUUUAGUAAAUUAAAAAACAAAAAAUUAGCUAAUUAUAAUGAAAUGUUUAACAGAUGGCAGCAUGGGUUUACGGGUGAAUGGUGCUUGAUAGGUUAUAGCUGAUUGUGACUAAAGCCACGUGGUCUGUGUUAGUGGUGCAAGGCUGCCUGUGGGUAAGUAUAAUUGAUGCCAGUCUUCCUGUAAAUAAGUGGUGCCUGGAUGGCAAGCUGAGAGGUGCCAGAUGGAUUGUGUGACUGGACAGGAAGUGCAGUAUUGGCCAGUGGUUCCCACCUAUCUCGCUAAAACAAUUUGCCCCACUUAUGCAGUGCAACUUCAGUCAGUGAGUUCUGCAGAUUCAGUUCUCCAGUUCUCUUCUACAUGUGUUUGAUUCUUUUUGUAGGAAUCUCAACAUGUUAGGAGAUUGGGUGAGGGGGCAGGUGGUUUACUUGGACUUGACGAGAUUAUAGAAGACACACUAUGGAGGGUGUAGGAAGAAACAGCUAGUAAAAGAAGGAACAGUGGAGGAUUAAUGUUGCAUACUAGGUACUAGAGGACGAUAAAAAAAAAAGGCACACUGGAGGAGGUAUAAGACGGCACAGUGGGUGAAAAGAGAGCACAUUAGGGGAGUUUAACAGGGCAUACUUACUGGAAUAAGGGGGCACUCUAGGGGAAAUAAGAGUAAACAUAGUGAAGAGUAUAACGGAACCCAUUUGGAAAGGAUAUAGCCUUGGGAGGCUAUAGGAAAGCUCAAUGACUGGUAUAAGAUGGCACACUAGAUGAAUAAAAGUGCCCACACUAACAGAUAAUAGAAUACACUGGGAGUAUAACUGGGCACACAGGGGGGUUAUAAGAGGGUGCUUAAACUGCUUGACCCUGCAGCAACAGUUCUUUCCAUACAAAGGACAGGAAUGAAGGGUGGGAACACUGCACAUUGUCAGCUUGGUAUGCACAGAGAUAGCUUGCUUCCCAUUUAGCUGCACUUGCCAUCAGGCCUGUCAGGAGAGAUCUCUGUGCCAGCCAAACAUAGAUUCCAUGAAAAUCUGAGGAACAACAUCAUGGAUGCUGUGUAUUCGCAGACAGAAGGUGUAUUCCACCUCAUGUUCCCUCCAUGGGUAAACAAAAUUAGGAGUUUUUUUUCUUCUUCAAUAAGUGAAACUAAAACAAACAUACAAAUUUGAACCCAAAGAAGGGGCACUAGCUUCCAAUAAGAUCUAUCAGACUUCCCCAAAUUUCAAAUCGAUUUUUGGAGCUGUUUUGUCUGUAGACAUCUAACCCUAAUGUUACGUCUAUGUGUAUUUUCAAUUUGGGGUGAUCAGCUAUUUAUCUGAAAUCCUGGACUCGAAAAAUACUAUAUGGAGGUUUCAGGAAAUGACCAAUGAUUGAACCAUAUUGUUUGUUUUGUGAUUAUACCCAAACUAUCUGCAGUAGCAACCAAAUAGUUAUUUAAAAAAAAAAAAAAAAGAGGCUGCACAUGGGUUAAUCAUGUGGCUGCCUGCCAGUGGUUGCUAGCCAUCUGUCAUAUUUAAUGAGCCUGUGAGGGUCAAUAGGACCCCAAUAUUAGUAGUAAUACCUUCCUGCGUGGCAGCAUGGCUAAUAUUGACUGACCACUGUAAUUAAAAACUAGCAACUAGGUGAUGGGACCUGUAAAAUGUCUGGGGGGGACAAGUCAGAGGAGCAUCGGGUGGGGGUUUAAAACUAUGUAAUGGGUGGACUGCUCACUGUCCAGUCCCCCACCCUUUGCUAGCGGAUGGGGGCUCUGUGCUGUAUAAAGAAAUAACUGAAAACAAUAAAGUGAUUGGGGCUUGCAAAAGUCUCCCCUGUCCCACCCACUGGCAAUGGGUGGUGGCAAACAAAAAUAAUUUCCCGUUGUCUUCUCCAGUUGGGAGGGUGCUAUUUAAUUCUCAUUGGCGACAGGUGGAGGCUAUUAAUAUAUUGAAAAUGUAAAGCUCGUAGCAAUAGAGAUUAUGACCAACCCCAAAAGGUUUAAGUACAUUAAAUCCAAAAAAGUUAAGAGAGAAAGCAUUGUUUCAUUGGAAAUUGAGAUGGGUGAGUUAAUCAAGGAUUAUCAGGACAAGGCAUAAAUUCUAAAUAAUUAUUUUUCUUCAGUAUAUAGGGAAGAAGAAUCUAUGACUGUAGAUUUGCAAAUGCCAGUUACAAAAACCUUACAGCAAACAGGUGAUUGGUUAACACAGGAUAAAGUGCCAACAAAGAUCCAACUAUAUAAAGAAAAAAAAUAAAAGGAUUGAACUUUGAACUAAAACAAGAAAUUAAAUAAAGUUAUUGUAAACAAAUCCCUAAUGCCAGAUGGUAUUCACCAACUUGUGCUUAGGGAGCUUAGUGUAAAAAUACCCACACCACUGUUUUACAUUUUUCAGGAUUCUUUCCUUUCAGGAUUUGUUCCAGAAGAUUGGAGAAAAGCAGAUGUAUUUUAAAAAAAAGUUCAAAAGCUCAACCUAGAAACCACAGAACUAUGAGCUUAACAUCUGUGGUUGGGAAAUUAUUUAAAGGGCUAUUAAGGGAUAAUAUUCAGGAAUGUAUUUUGAACAAGACAGGUCAUGCCAAACUAACUUAAUUGCAUUCUAUGAAGAAGUUAGUAGAAAUAUAGAUCAAGGUGUUCCAGUAGAUUUGAUCUAUUGACUUUUGCUAAGGCAUGAUACAUUUACACACAAAAUGUUACUAGUAAAACUGAAAAUAUUUGGUUUAGAUGAAAAAUAACGUUUUUGGGUAGAACAUUGGCUUAAAGUGCAGAGAGUAGUGAUGACACAAAGCUUAAGAAGCAAAUACAGUCUGAAAAUGAUAAAGACAAGACAAAAGCCAAACAAAUCUUCCUGAGCAACAAUAGCUGCCAGCUGCUUGUUUUUAACUUGUUACGAAGGCAUGCUAUAAAUAUCUAUCUAUAUAUAUAUAUUAUACACACACAUACAUAUUUACAUGUGGCAAGAGCUGGCCAACUGCCACACGAUUAACCCUCAUACUGCCAAGUUUUGAACAAAAGAAAGAAAAUAAAGAAAAUUUAUCUUUUCUUAGAAGCCAAGGCCAAAUUUUCCCUGGAGCUGGAUCCUCCUUUGGUAAAGUCUCUCCCAGUCACAGCACAGGGAGGAAUCCAGGAAGUACCAGCUGUAGGGAGUACUUGGGCACCGCAGAGAGGAGGUCCUUCUGCCAUUAGUCAUCUGCUGCCAGUUAAAUUCCAGCACAGUCUUACAAAAGUGACAGAUCCGCUUUGUCUCUUGUUCAGCACCAAAAAAGGCCAAAUAAAACUUAUUCUGAUGCAACUAUUUAAAAAAAAAAAAAAUCCUAAAUCACAACAAAAAAUCCAAGUGAAGACACUGCACCAACUGACAUUUGAAAACCUUCCUACAGUUUGAAAUGCCAGAGCACUUUUUUUUUUUUUUUGGAUUGUAAUAUUGAUGCAGAAUAAGGAGAAAUGUUUUGAUAAUACAAGCACAUAUGACAGCCUUCUCAAUAUGCUAGCAGACUCUCUUGUCUCCAUACUAUAAGGAAAACCAUAACUUACCAGUAAAUGUAUUUCUGCUGCAUGGAGACAGGAAGAAGAGACUGCAUAAAGGAACACUCCAAUAUUAAUUGUGAAAUGUUGGUUAAUCUCUUGGACUCCUUCUACACUACCAAAACCUGUUAAAUAUUGGGUUAACUUCUAAUCUGGCAUUGAAUGGGUGCUUUCUUGCAGCGCCACUCAUUGGAAGAGCAUCAGUACUUUUGAUCUCAUAGAAAUUAAAUCUCGGUUAGAAGCUUUGCUUUGUGCUAGGUUACAAAGUAAAUAGGAUAUACACUCUCCUGGCUGUCUGACAGCUGGGGGAGGGCAACGUAGUACCUUCAUAAAAGUACCAAUUUCAAGAGGAAUUGGCACUUUUACAAAGUGACAAAGAGGGGACACUGCAAAUCUCCAUAGCACUUCAGCUUGCUUUAGACAUUUGGAGUAUAUCUUUAAAAAAUAUAUAUAUAUAUAUAUUUUAAAUGCAUUAACAUGCAGGGACACUGUAGUCACCAGAACAACUACAGCUUAUUGCAUUUGUUCUGGUGAGUAGAAUCAUUCCCUUCAGGCUUUUUUUUUUUUUUGCCUUUCAGACAAAAUUUAGUGUUUACAUUACAGUCUAGUGAUAACUCCACUGGCCACUCCUUAGAUGGCUGCUAAAGUUGCUUUCUUGGGCAGUGCUGCAGAGUAACCAGCAAUGCCAUUCAGUGUCUUCACCCUCUGCAUGCAGACACUGAACUUUCCUCAUAGAGAUGCAUUGGUUCAAUUAAUCUCUAGGAGGAGAUGCUGAUUGGCCAGGGCUGUGGUUUGACCUGUUUUGGCACUGCCCCUGAUCUGCAUUGUGAUUGGCUCAGACCACCAAUUCUGAUGAUGUCAGCAGACACAUGCAGUUUCAGAGAAAAACAGGGGCAGAACCAGCAGCUUCAGACUUGAAUACAAGUAAGAUUUUGCUAUAUUUAGGAAUAAAAGGGUGGGGCUAGAUGGUGGUUUUAACACUAUAGGGUCAGGAAUAUAUGUUUGUGUUCCUGACCCUAUAGUGUUCCUUUAAAAUUGAUUCUAAAUCUAAUUUUUAAAUGUUAUAGUCCUAGUCAGACAUUUCUAUAGCUUAUUAAAAAAUAUAUAUAUAUAUAUAAUAUUCACCAUUCAGAUAGGGUUUCAUAACUUUUUUUAUAUGAACUACAAGCCACAAAUGUAUUUUUUUACAGUGUUUUGCUAUCUAUUUAGAAGGUUCAAGAAUGCAGGAUAUGACAAAUUGAGUUGGUGAAUAAUAAAAAUUUUUAUUACAUAGAUCAGUAUUAUAAUUGAAGUGUAUUUACAAAAGUUAAGGAUAAAAUAGUAUAAUCUUUCUAAUUACAAAGAUUUUACAAAAAUAAAGCAAUGCAUUACCGAUUUAUUGCAGAAAAUCAACAUCCAGGCUUGCACUAGGAGUCACUCUUAAUCUGGAAAAGCUUAAAAGCAAUACAUCACUGAUUAAUCUAUUGUAUAACUACAUUUAGACAUGAUCACAAUCAUGACUGGGAAGCCCCUUUUUUCAGCCUUUGCUUAGAGUUUCAGGUUAACUGGGAAAGUUUCACAAAACUUAUAAAAACAAACCAGCUACUAAAAUCGCACACAAAGGGGUUUGCCGAAGCCCAGUGUGUCCUGAGUCAAGAUUCUGGAAUUCCGUUUGCCCAGAAUACUGCAACAUCAUAGGAUACUGAGGCUUUGAACUAAAUAACUUUAGAAAGUGUGUGUGUGUGUGUAUGUAUGUGUGUGUAUGUAUAUAUAUAUAUAUAUAUAGUAAAGGAUGGCUUGUACUCACGGUCUUUUGAAGAUAAAAAAAAAAAAUAUUCCUUUAUUAGAAGUUAUUCCAUAAAAUCAUCAACGUUUCAUUUCUUGUUCAGGGCUUUCCUCAGGAUCAACUAUCAAACUUGAAAGCCCCGAACGAGGGCUGAAACUUUGAUAAUCUUAUGGAAUAACUUAUAAUAAAGGAAUAUUUGUUUUAUCUUCAAAAGACCAUGAGUGCAAACCGUCUCCUUUACUAUAUUCUAUUUUUGGCUAUGGCUUAUUGUGUCCGGCACUUAAACAUUUUGGUCAGUCUGCGUGCAAGGACUUUAGUGUUUUUGUUUUUUUAUAUAAGUAAGAUAGAUAUAUAUAUAUAUAUAUAUAUAUAUAUAUAUAAUCCAAAAGACAAAAAGAGAGCACUCUAUAGAUUUUCAAAAUUCAAUAGUAGUGUAUUCAAAUUAGCAUAGAAAAUCAACGUUUCAACCUUAACCAGGUCUUUAUCAAGAUGCUGUACAAACAAUAAUACAGAGUAUAUAUACCCCAUAACAUUAAAAGAAAGUGAUAAGCUGGUAAGCUUAUUACUUUAUUUUAAUGUUAUGGGGUAUAUAUACUCUGUAUUAUUGUUCAAGGUGCAUGAGACCCAGUUCCACACACCGAUUGGACCACCCCCAACAUGCUCAUUAACAUGCUCAUAAUGAUGUCAUAUGUCCGGUGGAAGGACAUCCCGAACUGAAGAGCUUCCCGUUGCCAUGGUGAUCUAGUGUGAAUAUUAGAUGUGGAAAGAUCGUGAUUUAAAAGAUAAACAAGGAGGAUUAAACAUAACCACGACUUGAAACUGUGAUAGAAUACUACCAUAUUGGAGCUGAGCUGAUGUACAGAGAAAGAGAGUGUGUGUAGAAGUACUAAAUCAAAAUAAACUUAUGCAAUCCAACUAAGCAAAAAAAUGUAGCAUGUAUAUAUAAGGAAACACUGAGCACAAGUGUGUGAGAAAAGAAGCCCAUAAGUAAUGUCCACAUAAUAUAAAUAAAGCAUAUAUUAAGCUCCAAAUACAUAUGAAGAUACUGUCAAAUUCACUUGACAUGAAACUCAAAAAUAUAUAUAGUUAACGAAUAUUAAGAAAAGAAUUGAAGGAGACAUAUUCAUUGAGACCUCUAGGCUGGACCGUAUUCAAUGUCUUAAUCCAAAAAGUCUUUCUCUGAAGAGGUACUCGUGACCUGUCUCCCCCUCUAUUUAAGGGGGGGACAUUGACUAUGGCAAUGAACUUAAGAGUGGGUAGUCUAUGUUGGACUUCCAAGAAAUGUUUAGCCACUGGCUUUUCCAUCUUGAUUCCUGAUCUGUGGCCUCUGAUCUGGUCUCAUAAAGUUUAGUCGGUUUUACCCACAUAAUAACCGUCAAUGUCUUAUCUCCCCCCCCCCUCCCACCCCUUAAGUAGAGGAGGAGAAAGAUCAAGCGUACUUCUUCAGAGAGACUUUCUGGAUUAAGACUUUGGAUACGGUCCAACCUAGAGGUCUUGAUGAAUAUAUCUCCUGUGUGUGGAUGUAUGUGUGUAUGUGUGUGUGUGUAUGUGUGUAUAUAUAUAUAUGUAAUAUAUAUAUAUAUAUAUAUAUAUAUAUAUAUAUAUAUAUAUAUAUAUACACACACAUAUACAAUGUUAAACAAAGCUCUGCACGCCAGUCAAGCCAUAAGACUUGCUUUUCCCACAAAAAUCACAAAUAUGCAGUGAUGUUACUAUGGCGAAGGAUUCUGGGUGGGCAUAUGCAAAUUAGUUCAAUAAAGAAUCACAUUUUUGCCUCAUUCUAUUUUAAACAUGGAUUCCUUUGAGUUUGUGUUUGCUGUAUACAACAGCUUUGAAACACAACUUAGGAAAAGAUGCAAAGCCAGUAAACCACUCAUGGACAGCUGUAUAUAAACACACACAAAAAAAUUUGCAUUACAUAAAGUGAAGACAUAUUUUUACAGAAAAUUGUAGGCUCUAAUAACAUAUUAAAGGACCACUUUAGGCACCCAGACCACUUCAGCUUAAUGAAGUGGUCUGGGUGCCAGGUCCUUCUAGGGUUAACCCAUUUUUUCAUAAACAUAGCAGUUUCAGAGAAACUGCUAUGUUUAUCAAUGGGUUAAGCCUUCCCCAUUUUCUAGUGGCUGUCUCAUUGACAGCCACUAGAGGCGCUUGCGCUUCUCACUGUGAUUUUCACAGUGAGAGCACGCCAGCGUCCAUAGGAAAGCAUUGAGAAUGCUUUCCUAUGAGACCCGCUUGCGCGCAAGCUCUUGCCGCAUGCGCAUUCAGCUGACGGGCGGAUCGUAGGAGGAGAGGAGGCAGAGAGCUCCCGCCCAGCGCUGGAAAAAGGUAAGUUUUAACCCCUUUCCCCUUUCCAGAGCCGGGUGGGAGGGGGUCCCUGAGGGUGGGGGCACCCUCAGGGCACUAUAGUGCCAGGAAAACGAGUAUGUUUUCCUGGCACUAUAGUGGUCCUUUAACAUUUUUGUGGAGACACACAAAUGCUUAGUUCCUCUGUUUUUAUGGUGUUGAUAUCAAAGGGGAGCAACUGAUGCUUAUACAUAAAAAUGCAUAUUAAAGAUCAUAAUCUAUCCUUACUUGUAUGCAUGCUCCAAGAUAGCAGCCAUUUGCAAAACAGAAACUAUGUGAAGUAAGUACAGGAAAAUAUUCUGUUUCCAUUUGAAACUUUUUCUUUUCUUUUUUUUUUUUUAAUUUACCAUUCUGAAUCAGAGGUAGCUUCUUUCACAUGUAUAUUACAGAAAUACACUAUUUAGCCAAAAGUAUGUGGACCAUCACACCAAUAUGAGUGUUUUGAUCUUCCCAUUGCAAGAUCGUGGGCAUUAAUAUGAAUUGGCCUCCUUUUGCUAUAGGAGCCUCCACUCUUUUGGGAAAGCUUUUCACAAGAUUUUGGAAUGUGUGAAUUUCAGCCAAAAGAGCACUUGUGAGGUUGGGUCUGAUGUUGGCAAUGAAGGUCUGGUUCAUAAUCUGCAUUGUGCUUCAUCCCAAAGUUGUUCAGUAUGGUUAAGAUAAGAACUAUUUGAAGGCAACUCAUGUUCCUCCACACAAAACUCAUCAAACCAUUUAUUCAUGGACCUCGCUUUGUAUACUGGGGCACAGUCAUUCUGGAACAGUAAAGGGUCUUCUCCAAACUAUUGCUACAAAGUUGGAAACCCCCAGUUGUCUAAAGUGCCUUGCAUUCUGUAGCCCAAAGUAUUAAAACCGCCCCAGACAAUUAUCCUUCCUCUACCAAACUUUAGAGUAGACACUAUGCCUUCCAAUAGGUAGCAUUCUCAUGGCAUGUACUACACACAAAUUUUCCUUCAGAAUGACAGAUCGUGAAAUGCAGUUCAUCACAAUACAACAUGUUUCCAGUGAUGGCAUGCUUCACACCACUCCAGCUAACGACUGGCAUUGCACUUUACAUGAGUUGAUAUGAGUUUUGCAUACAGCUACUCUGCCAUAGAAACACAUUUCAUGAAGCUCACAGCACCCAGUUCAUUUGAUAAUGUGCUUCCAGAGGUAGUUUUGGAGUACUGAGUAAUGCAGCAGGUUUUAGGUAAUUUUCAUGUGUGGGCUACAAUUCAGUGGCUGGGUUGCUGUUCCAAGCUAUUUUCACUUCACAAUAUUAUCACUUUCAAUUAACUGAGGCAAAUCUGGUGGAAGACAAAUUUCAUUAACUUACUGCAAAGGUGGCAUCCCAUGGCAAUGCCAUGUUUAAGUCACUGAGCUCUAUAGUAUGACCAUUGUUUAAAGUGGAGAUUUCAUGGCUAUGUGUUGUAUUUUAUGCACCCGUUAGUAAUUGGUGAGGUUGAAAGAGUUCACAUACAUUUGGCCAUCUUGUGUAAGUGUUUGUGUUCCAUUGAAUAAAGAUUCUCCCAGUUGUACUGUGUAAUGGAAAGCAAUCCUUUUCAUACCUUUACUAAAGAUUUGCACAUCUUUGUGUAACAUUUACGCAUGUGCAAUGUUUUUCCUUAGAGAUUUGUGGGAGUGAAUUUUUAAUGACAUUCAACAGAAAGCAUUUUCAUUAAGAACAUUUACUAAAGGAUGUCCUUAUUUCAACAUGUAUAACUGAAAAAAUAUAAAUUUUAUAUUAAAACUAUUAACAGUAUUCUGUUGCUCUGUAGGUAUAUUCUGACUGAAAUUUAAGUGUGAUUUACAACAUUUUGUGAAUGGAUUCUGACAUCUGGAAAAUGGCUCCACCUAGCUUUACUUUUGUUAAAAACAGGGAUGAUAACGUUGUUCAUAAAACCUUACAUGUGAGUCAUAGCAACUACCUAAACAAAGAGAAAAUACAGAAAAGACCAAACCAGUUAAAACUAAAUGAAGAUUCAGGAGCUACCCUCUCUUUAAGAGGGCAAGACCGAACUAAAGGAAAACCACAUUAUAAAGAAUCAUCUGUGAGCUUCAUUAAUAAAUGUACAGAAAAGAAAUGGAUUACCUGGAAAUCUGAGUCCAUGGAACACAUACAAACAGUAAAAUUGAAUCCUGGUCAAGAUGUAGAAAUUGCACCAAUGCCAAGUUUUGUAAAUGAGUCUAAAGAUGGCAGCCAUACAUGUUUUUCACGAAUAGAUGAGAAAAAUAUGUCCAGACAUAAUUUUAAACUGAGACAUUAUAACCCCACUGAAAUCAAAGUACCUACUUCAGUCCCUUUCAAAAGAAAUAAAGCACAUGUGAAUAAAUACCCUUUACCAAAUGAAACUAUUUUUAAUAAUACCAAUCCCUGUGAAGAAUCAAAUCGUUCUCUUGGAAUUCCUUUAUACAAUCCAAGUAAAAAUAACACAAUUCAAAAGAAUAACUCAUAUCAAGGUGAUACAAUUGAAACACAAGAGAAGAUUAAUCCAGUACAUAAAAUGGAUACAGUGGACCAAAAAGUGUAUGAUAAACCAUUCUGUAGCACAGAUCUCCCAACUGGGAGUUAUCCCUAUAAAGAGACAAGCAUAGAUAUUACUCAAAAGACAGGAUUUAAUAAAUGUAUUAAAGUACAAAGAGAAAAAAUAUUCAGCUCAACUCUUUCUCAAGAUAUAAUAACAGUGGAAACCAAAGUCAACAAGCAAAAAGAUUCACCUGAAGAAAACUCUACAUACAGGAGAUUUCUGCUUAUUGACAACCAAGGUUUGCCAUACACCAUGGUAGUAGAGGAACCAGAAUUGACACAAACAAGUAAGCUAUCCAGUGAAACUAGUGCAGAUGUUAAACAUAUUGUGACUUCUAGAUCUUUGGCUCCUCGUAAGGUUUAUACUUGCCCAGUGUGCUUCAGAAUAUUUGAAUAUCUGUCUUAUCUCCAGAGGCACAGCAUUGCCCACUCACAACAAAAGCCUCACAUGUGCACGAUCUGUGGAAAAACUUUUAAAAGGACUUCCCAUCUUACCCGUCAUAAGUAUAUCCACUUUGGUGGAAAACUUUUCCAAUGCCAAGUUUGUCAGCAUAGAUUCCGAGACACAGGGGAACUUACACGUCAUCAGAAGAUUCAUACUUUUGAAAAUCAUCACCAAUCUGAUUUGUGCCAUAGGCACUUUGGGGAUCAAACCACCUUGCAACAUCAUAUUGAUUCCAAACAUGCUAAAUAGAUUAUUUGUGCCUCUCAUGCAUAUAUUAUUCACAAAACAAUUGAUGUAAUAACUUUUACUAUAUGCAGAUUCAGGUUAUGUUUGUACAUGGUAUUAAAUAAGUAACACAAUAUCCAUUGUAUAGGGUAGUGUGACGCUUAAAAAAAACAACAAAAAACCAUAGCUUUAGUAUUUGGAAAUUACAAUCCAAUUAAAAGCCAAGCAAAAUGGUGUGUGUGUGUGUGUGUGUGUGUGUGUGUGUGUGUGUAUAUAUAUAUAUACACACACAUACAUAUGGAGAUUUGCAUUUCAUUGUAGCAGUUUAGCUCUGCAGUAUAUAAAACUGUGCUUCAAUGUUAUUUUUAUGUGUGUAUACUAUGCCAUUAAAAUGAUACAUGUUUAUUACACUAAUAGGCAUGAUUAUUGCCUGAUUGUAUGGAAGAUGCAUAUAACUUGCAGAGAAGUUUUAACAGUAUAUUUUUUUUCUCAUUUAGUAGAACAAGCAUUGUAGAUGACUGCAGAAUCACAGUGAAAGUAAAUAUUUUUCUACUGUGACAAUGGUUCGGCCUUAAAUGUAUAUAUCACUAAGCAGCAUUGGUUAGGCCAUUCUAUAUUGAUUAGUUUUGGGACACCAUUCCUCCUAUACAUACAAAUGAGUGUUUUUUGUUUUUUUUUCUUGUUAUGAAAACAUCUUGUAUGUUGCAAUAAUUUUAUGUGAUAAAGUGACUUAAUUGGUUAUUAAUAUACAUGCGUUAUUGUCUUUUUCUAACAACAAAUAAAACUUUGAAAGG